Molecule: messenger RNA, 1018 nt
Organism: Ostrea edulis (European flat oyster)
Lineage: Eukaryota; Metazoa; Mollusca; Bivalvia; Ostreida; Ostreidae
Exons: 4
Coding region: 520-909 (129 amino acids)
Molecular function (GO): calcium ion binding
Source: RefSeq, a predicted model, not a curated record
CGUUAUAAAUGUUUUCUUUGAAAUUCAUUCAGGCCUGAUCAAAUGUUCUUCAUAAAUAAAAUGCAUGAAACGACUUUUAAAAUAUAUGACAAUUGUUUUAAUAACACCACAUGAUAAAACCACAUGGAUAUGAAAUAAUUGUUCUUUUGAUAUGAUAAAAAUAAUUUCUGUUAUUUAUCUGGAAAAAAACCCAAACCAAACAAUCAAACCAGGAAGCGAAAAUUUAGAGAGAAAAUUUGUUGACCGUUCGCGUGUAUAUAUAAAAAUAAUGACAUCGUAAAUCAAAAGUCUGCACAUUGACGUCGUUUGUUUAAAAUUCUAGUUUUUGUUUUAUACGAAAGAAAGCCAGGAAUUUUUAACCUCUGUAAGGAGGCGUGGCAACAGAAUUGGAAAGUACUGAAUGGAGCUGUUUCCAGAAAACUAACGGGGAUAACCGAUCACAGGGUAUAAAAUAAGGGCGAAAUCUCGUUCGGUCCAGUUCGUUGUUUUACAUGUAGAUAGGUAAUUUCCACUCUCAUCAUGUUCCGAUACCUUCUGGUUUUCUCGUUGGUCUUUUUAUUGAUUACGGAGGAUGUAUGUGCUUGGAGAAGAUUUAGAAGAUUCAUAAGAAAAGCUAAAGAGAAAGUCGCUAAGGUGGCAAGAGUUGUAGCUACUGUCAGAACUGCUGCGGCAGUUUUAGGGAAAAGGUCCACAGAUGAUGACGUGCUCAAAUUGGACAUCUGUCAAUUUUCAUCUUUUGAUCUGGACAACGACAACAACAUUAGUGACUCGGAAAUAAAUGUCCUUAUUGAAAUGACUGGGAUGGAUGAUCUUGAUGAAUUCUUUGAACAACUUGAUAUAAACAAAGAUGACAAAGUCACAAUUGAGGAGCACACCAAUUCCAGACUUAUCAAGGAGGCAUGUUCAUGAUGUGAAUCGUUUCAAUGCGUGCAUAAAUCUUGUUCAUAUUCACUACUUUAAUGCAUCUGAUAGACAGUUUAAGCUUAAACCUUGAAUAAACUAAAUUCGUUUUAUUUCA